GAUAAAAUGCUUGGGACCUGUUGGAGUCAGUCAGAGCACCUGAGUCCAGAGGAAGCCAUAGUCCAUAAUAACAGAUUACAGGUGCAGCCUGAAGUCACGAAGCCUGUUGACCUUUGAUGUUUUCUUGCAUCUGGAUCUCCAGUCUCUCCUGUCUUUUCAGUAAAAGAACUAGGAGUCCCAGACAACUUUCCAGAGCCCUUGGAUGCAGAUAGAACCUUAACUUUGGAUUCAGGGACAAGAGCAUCUCUUAGACAAAGACCAGCUGCUGACAGCCUCCUCUCUAUCAUCUGAUCUAUUUUGUCCUCUUCACAGGAAGCUCUGAAGCCAUCAUGGCUACCCCACAAGCGGUAGAUUUUCCCAGAAUCUUUGGUGUGUAUGAUUCUCAACAGAUGGUGUGGAUCCUGAAAGAAAAUUCGUUAAUAGCAACUCCUUUUAGCCGCAAUGUCAUACCUGUCAGUCUUGAUUUAAUAACAUGUACAGACAAAGCAUUUCAUGAUGCAGGAAAAGGCAAUCCGGUUUACUUGGGAAUCAAGGGCAACCAUCUUUGUCUCUUCUGUGCAGAAAUUCAAGGCCAGCCCACUCUGCAGCUUAAGGAGAAAAAGAUCAUGGAUAUGUCCAACGAGAAGAAAGCACAGAAGCCCUUUCUCUUUUUCCAUAGUAGGGAGGGCUCCACCUCUACGUUUCAGUCUGUCUCCUACCCGGACUGGUUCAUAGCCACUUCCAAAAUGGCAGGACAGCCUGUCAUUCUCACCAAGGAGAGGGGCAAAAAUUACACCACUAACUUCUAUUUAGAGCCUGAGGACCAAAAUUAGACUAGGCUGUCAUGACUGAUUCCAGGACAGAGGAUCAAGCAGUCAGAGAAUCUUCCUUUCCAAAACACAAUAGGUCAUCUUGAGAGACCAACAUGCACUGAUGCCCAUCCAUAGCCCACCUCAUUCUCAUCACCCCAAACCACCUCUUCCUUUAGACAUCCAUUCUGCACCAUGUCUCCCCAUCUGAACAUCAUCCCAGUAUAAAACCCGAGUUACUUUUUAUUCUUUCCUGUUAUUGUCCUACCAUCCACUUAGCUGCUACGUCUAGUUAAGUCAACAUCCAAGAUGCUUCCUGUACACACCUCUCUCUUCCUUUUCUUUCUGACAACGUAUGGCCUAGAGAUAUGAGUUCCAAACAUUUUUGUUCCUACAACCCUAUCAAUAAAAGAGUAUUAUUUGUUAAUUCUCUGCAUGUUUAU
Molecule: messenger RNA, 1231 nt
Organism: Ailuropoda melanoleuca (giant panda)
Lineage: Eukaryota; Metazoa; Chordata; Mammalia; Carnivora; Ursidae
Product: interleukin 36 beta
Exons: 5
Coding region: 330-812 (160 amino acids)
Biological process (GO): inflammatory response to antigenic stimulus; positive regulation of gene expression; positive regulation of T cell differentiation
Molecular function (GO): cytokine activity
Source: RefSeq, a predicted model, not a curated record